CUCAACUUGUGUAUUCAUCAAUGAUGUUCUCGUUAUCAGACUGUAUUGUACAAAUAUGGCUACAUGCAAAAGCCUUUAGGGAGAGACAAAGACAGGGCACCGACGGAAAAGGAAAUGGAAGAAGCUAUCAAGAAAUACCAAGCAUUCAAUGGAUUGGAGGUAACUGGUGUCUUUGACGAAGAGACGAUUAAGAAAAUGGGUUCGCCUCGUUGCGGACUUCCAGAUUAUGAACCAGGGCAGUCGCGAAGCGACAGGAAAUGGCUAAAGAACGACCUGACAUGGUUUAUUGAGAAAUUCAGCAAAACACCAAUCAAAAAGAAGCAACAAAAGUAAGUAAAUGUCUUUCAAUUCUUCUAUCAAAAUACAUG
Molecule: messenger RNA, 368 nt
Organism: Octopus sinensis (East Asian common octopus)
Lineage: Eukaryota; Metazoa; Mollusca; Cephalopoda; Octopoda; Octopodidae
Product: matrix metalloproteinase-17-like
Exons: 3
Coding region: 64-333 (89 amino acids)
Biological process (GO): collagen catabolic process; extracellular matrix organization
Molecular function (GO): metalloendopeptidase activity
Source: RefSeq, a predicted model, not a curated record